Molecule: messenger RNA, 2543 nt
Organism: Hibiscus syriacus
Lineage: Eukaryota; Viridiplantae; Streptophyta; Magnoliopsida; Malvales; Malvaceae
Product: pumilio homolog 23-like
Exons: 11
Coding region: 191-2320 (709 amino acids)
Biological process (GO): endonucleolytic cleavage in ITS1 to separate SSU-rRNA from 5.8S rRNA and LSU-rRNA from tricistronic rRNA transcript (SSU-rRNA, 5.8S rRNA, LSU-rRNA); endonucleolytic cleavage in 5'-ETS of tricistronic rRNA transcript (SSU-rRNA, 5.8S rRNA, LSU-rRNA); endonucleolytic cleavage to generate mature 5'-end of SSU-rRNA from (SSU-rRNA, 5.8S rRNA, LSU-rRNA)
Cellular component (GO): nucleolus; 90S preribosome; preribosome, small subunit precursor
Molecular function (GO): RNA binding
Source: RefSeq, a predicted model, not a curated record
AGUGCCUCCAUUGCUUGUUCGCUCUCACUCUCUUAAGCACCCCUCUUGCAGUUAGGUCUCGGCACCUGCAAACAGCUUCUCCGCCUCACUGAAAGCAUUGAGGAAAGUACAGUUUCUUUUCUGGUUUCUGAAAAGUAAGUUACUUCUUAAGAGGAUAUAACCGUAUAAGAGGUUCUGGAAUUAAAGGAAAAUGGGGAAGAAGGCAAAGAAAGAAAGGGAUGGUUAUAAAAAGGAUGCAUCCAGGUCCGCCACUGAUGAGACUGGAAAAUUUAAGAGAUCUUUCAUGUAUCACAAUAAUUCAGAUUCACAAGCACCGCUUAUCAGGAAACAGGUGGAGCCUGAAACAGCAAAAUACUUUUCGGAGAUUGCAGACCUUUUUGAAAGCCAAGGAGUAGAUGUGGAGGAACGGUCGGUUAUAUGUGGUAAUGCUCUUGAAGAAGCUAGGGGGAAGGAAUUAGAACUAGCAACAGAUUAUAUCAUAAGUAAUACUCUUGAGACUCUACUCGAUGGCUGUAAUGUGGACAAUCUUUGUAGUUUUCUUCAAGGCUGUGCGAACGUCUUUCCUGCUAUUGCAAUGGAUAGAUCUGGUUCUCAUGUUGCUGAGACAGCUUUUAAGUCAUUAGCCAGGCAUGUUCAGGACACAGAGGCAUACACCAUAAUUGAAGAGACUCUGGAAAUGAUAUGCAAGGUGAUUGUUGUCAACCCUGUUGAUCUAAUGUGCAACUGCUAUGGAUCUCAUGUUCUUCGAAGCUUUCUCUGUCUCUGUAAAGGAGUACCACUGGACUCCUCGGAGUUUCAUGGAACCAAGGGAUCAAAAGCACUAGCGGAGAGGUUAAAUUUCAAAGUGUCUCACUUAGAUGGGAAUGAUUCCUGGCAAUUUCAGCAAGGAUUUCCAAAUUUAUUGAAACUCCUUGUAUCUGGGAUGGUAAACUGUACAAUGGAAGACAUGAAAAGCAUACUACUUGAUCAGUAUAGCAGUUUAGUUCUGCAGACAGCUUUGAAGUUAUUAGCUGGGGAUGAUCAAGAAUUACUGCAAAUGAUUCCAGUUAUUCUUGGUUGCAACAAGCUAGAUUUAGUGAAGGGAAAGUUCAUUGACACGAUCAUUGUUGGUGAAACUGUAGAAGCAAUGAAGGAAACUGCAUUUAGUCAUCUAAUGGAAGUAAUUUUGGAAGUUGCACCUGAAAGCCUCUAUAAUGAUAUGUUCACAAAGCUUUUGAAGAAUUCAUUGUUUGAGCUUUCAUCCCAUCAUUGUGGAAACUUUGUUGUGCAAGCGUUAAUUUCCCAUGCAAGAACUAAAGAUCAAAUUGAGAUGAUCUGGGAAGAGCUUGGGUUGAAAUUUGCGGAUCUUCUCGAAAUGGGGAGAUCAGGAAUUAUUGCAUCUCUUAUUGCUGCAUGUCAAAGGCUUCAAACUCAUGAAUAUAAGUGUUGCGAGGCUCUUACUACUGCUGUUGGCUCAAAAGAAGAGAAUUCCAAGUUCAUUGUUCCUCGCAUACUGUUCCUCGACAGUUACUUCAGCCAUCAUGACAAGUCUUGUUGGAACUGGCCUGUUGGUGCUAAGAUUCAUGUCAUGGGUUCUUUGAUUCUGCAGGCUAUUUUUAAAUUCCAAACUGAAUGGGUACAGCCUUAUGUUUUGAGUAUUACAUCCAUGGGAACUGAGCAUGUCCUUGAGGCAGCUAAAGAUGCUCGAGGAGCACGAGUUAUUGAAGCAUUUCUUGCUUCAGAUGCUUCCACAAAACAGAAGCGUAGAUUAGUUGUGAAGUUACGUGGACAUUUUGGGGUGCUUGCGAUGCAGCUCUCUGGAUCAUUUACGGUUGAAAAGUGCUUCAGUGCUGGUGGCCUGUCACAGAAGGAAUCCAUAGCAUCUGAACUGUUAGCUGUUAGAGCUGAACUCUCCAAAACAAAACAAGGCCCCCAUCUACUAAGGAAAUUAGAUAUUGACAGAUACUCUACCAACCCUGAUCAGUGGAGGUCAAAACAAACAUCAAAAGAAUCAGCUUACAAUGAAUUCUAUGCUGCAUUUGGCCCUACUGUAUCCAAAUCAACAAAAAACAACAAGUUCCUUUCUGAUGCAUCUAUGGACACAUCAGAGCUCGAAGAAUUGAGCACGAAGAAAGAGAGAGACAGUUCACUCACUUCUACGUCCAUGCUUGAUGAUACCUCGGCAGAUAAGAAAAUGAAAAAGAAGAGAAAAAGAGAGGGGGCCUCUGAAGAUGCUGUCAGCUCUAACAAAGCGGUUGAAAGGGCUGUACAAAAUUUUCUCUCUUCUGGUCAACCAGAUAAGAGACGACACGGAGCUUCGAAACAGAGACUGAAAAUUUGAGGUUCAGGAUGCUCUGCCUUUUUUGCUGACGAUUUUGGUAGCUGUCUUGAGGUAGUCAUUUGCGUUUGUUUCAUUCUCCGGGUUGAGAUAAAUUUCGGGUGUGCCAAACGUUUUUGUUGAGUAGAAACAUAAUCCUUCCUGGAAAAGUCACAAAACUAUUUUUGUAUCCAGUUAUUAUACCGAAAUAUUGCAGUUUAACAAUAGAAAUUGACGGAUUAUGGUA